GGCAGAAGUCCACAAGCGUGCCUUUCUCGUCCUGCUUGACCUGGCAUGACGAUCCUUUGGCCUCAACUUAUUCCUCAUCCCCGUCCGAUAAUUGCCCAUCUCAAGUGCUGAAGUCGUUCGUCCAGCAUAUACUGGCCCAUCACACCAUUUCAAAGAUCCUUCGCCUCCUCAGCGACUUCUCAUCCUCGGUAGGCCCUGCAGUUGAACGGGUCUAUCGGGUCGUAUUUCAACCCGAGAGCUUGACGUUUGUGCAAAACUGGGCACGGUUGGUGCAGUCCACGUGUCGAUCGCACCCACUGUUCGAAUUCGUUAAGCCGCAGGCAGAAUUUAGAAAGAAACGGGACCUUGCUUUGCGCAGGUGCACGCUUCCACUCCAUCGGUGCUCGGGGCGUUUCGUCUGCGAACCGGCGGAGCUUUGCGCAAACAGCAACUCGUUUGUCUGAUACCUCUGCUCACUGGAAGCAUUGGCCUUGCUUCCGAGCUGUCAGGUAGAAAGACAUUGUAGCAGAGAGUCCUCACAUCAUUGGACUUCUGCUUUACCAUGGCACAUGCACGCGAUGACUCCUUUCAUUCCCCUACGCGGGGGACGCCUUUCCAUUCGCGAGGUCCGUCGACAGCAUCUGAUUGGAAUGGAAAUUUCGAACGACCGACUACCUCAGAUACGAACAGACCUUACAAUGUAUCAGACUUUGCAGAGUCCAGGCGAGGGCUAAUUCUGCCUGGCGUCAACGAGGGCUAUCGACCUGCCGCGACGAGGCGGUAUGACGACGAAUGGCGACCCAGCCCGACGCAAGGCUCUUUCAGCAACUUGGUUUCUCCCACACGGCAAGCAUUCCUACCAGAUGGCACCACACCUCCGGCAUCCCCAGGUUUUCACCCCGGAUUCCCGCGGCCAGAGACACCGGGCUCGCCGUACGACCCUCCCUCACAAGGAUCACUGGGCUCGCCACUCGCGGUGCCAGCCAAUGUUGCUCACUCUCGGAAUCAGAGCGAUUUCAAUGACAAAACGUCUUACGAUGAGCGCUUCAGAGCAAUUCCGCAAGACGAAGGUUCAUUGCCACCUAAAGCAAUGGCCAAACCACCUGGUCCUCCUGGCGGCCCACCUCCUGAUGGCGGCACAACAGCAUGGCUUCAAGUCCUGGGUGGCUAUUUCCUCUUCUUCAACACGUGGGGUCUCAUCAACGCCUUUGGUGUCUUCCAAACGUACUACAAAGGCACACUUCUCACAUCAAACUCAAACUCCUCAAUUUCAUGGAUCGGAACGCUGACUUCCUUUUUCCUCUGUGCGUCACCAAUAAGCUGGGGACCAGUCUUUGACGUUGGCAAUCCUCGAGUAUUGGUUCUGUUUGGCUCAUGCUCUGUCGUCUUCGGCAUCAUGAUGACCUCGCUGUGUACAGAGUACUGGCAGCUCAUUCUCGCCCAAGGUAUUUGCUGCGGUAUAGGCGGAGGCUGUCUAUUUAUCACAGCAACCUCGAUCCUGCCCAGCUACUUCUCAUCCAAAAGAGCGCUCGUCAUGGGCAUCUCCGCGUCUGGCUCAUCACUGGGAGGAGUGGUCUACCCAAUCAUUUUCACCUACGUUCAACCUACUAGCCUAGGAUUUGGAUGGGCAGUACGAAUCAUCGGCUUCAUCGCAAUCAUAACUCUAGCGAUUCCCUGCAUCGUCAUCAAACCCCGCGUACGACCUCCUGGACGCCGCAAAAUCUUCGAUGCCUCAAUCCUCAAAGAAGUGCCCUUCCAAAUCAUGAACCUAGCAACUUUCUUCGGCUUCGUAGGACAAUACAUCCCCUACUUCUUCAUCGAACAAUUCGCCGCAACGCACGAUCUCGGACUGGAGUUCUGGAUGCUCAUCUUCCUCAACAUCGGUUCCAUCCCCGGCCGGAUCGUCCCAUCUUACAUUGGAGACAAAUAUUUCCAUCCAUUGAAGGUCCUAGCCACGACGACAGCUUCAGCUACAAUUCUCGCUUUCUGCUGGAUAGCGAUCAAAGAUAGCACAGCGGGCUUGAUCGUCUGGUGUUUCUUGUAUGGCUUCUUUUCUGGUGCUUUUGUGUCGCUUCAGGGCGCGGCUGUGGCUAGUAUGACCAAAGACCUUCGCACGAUAGGGACUCGAUUCGGGAUCAAUAUGUUCGCGGGAGCAUUGGGAAUCCUCAUAGGAAGUCCUGUUGGCGGAGCAAUCUUUCCAAGCUCGUGGCCAGGCGCACAGAGUUUCUGUGGUGCGACGCUGGCCUGUGCGACAGCUUGUAUCGUUGCAUGCUGGUUUGCGUGGCAGGCGCAGCUGAAGAGUGAAGCUGCGACGGGUGAAAAGCUUGAGAUGCGGUAAUGUAUCUCGAAAGAGAUAAUGUUUCUGUUUUAAUGUUUGAGUUGUUGGUGUUCCUGAGCUUCCAUCAGGAGGUGGUGUCAGCUCUGCAAUCGGCAGGAUCAUCAAGCUUUUCUGGUUCCUGAAUAUCAUAUUUUCGGUUCAGCUGUGCAGAGAGCGUUUCGGAGGACAUGUUUGGGACGGUUAUGAAUAAUUUGGAAAGAACGACAAACGGCUCGUAUCCGAAAGUGGAAGGCGCAGUGCGAGAGACAGCCCCACUACUCUGCAUUUGAUACAGUACUUGUAGUAUACGCGUGCGGCUCUGGCAUUCAAUGCCGAUGCCUAAUAUUAGAAAACUGCAAAAACACGAUGACAGGGA
Molecule: messenger RNA, 2672 nt
Organism: Cercospora beticola
Lineage: Eukaryota; Fungi; Ascomycota; Dothideomycetes; Mycosphaerellales; Mycosphaerellaceae
Biological process (GO): transmembrane transport
Cellular component (GO): membrane
Molecular function (GO): transmembrane transporter activity
Source: RefSeq, a predicted model, not a curated record